UGUCCAUGGAAUGUCUCUCCUCUACAUGACCUGCUUCUCUCUAGGAAAGAGGAAUGAUUUGACAUUAUAUAAGAGAGGAACACUAGCUGUUGGUGUCACCAUAAUUGUCAACAAAUCUGGGAUCAGAUCUGGAGAGAAAGAAGAAAAAACUGCAGGACCAGUGUGAUGUCUACCCUCAGCGUGAGGGAGCAGCAAUCAAGAGUCUGAGAAAGUGAAGCUGCUUAUAAAGAGAAGACAUGGCUUAGACCCCAGAAGGAGGCAGUGGCUGCAAGUCCCCAGUGUCAGCUCUGCUUGACCAUUGCUUGAUCUCACACUCUGCUGCCCAGCGACAUGGAGGUCCCCAAGGCUGCCCUGGCUGUCCUGCUUCUCACUGCGACACUCUGUUCCCAGACCUGCUCUUCCUUUUUUGGUGCCGACACCCCCACCUCCUGCUGCUUCGUCUAUAUCUCCCGGCAGAUUCCACGCAAAUUUGUGGUCGACUAUUAUGAGACCAGCAGCCAAUGCUCCAAGCCCGGUGUCAUCUUCCAAACCAAAAGAGGCCGGGAGAUCUGUGCUGACCCCAGGGAGGCCUGGGUCAGAUACAUCACCAACCUGGAGCUGAAUGCCUGAGUGGCCUAGAAGCUACAAGAAAGGUGUUACAUCUAUGUGCAGACUGGGGGGCAGUCACCUGAGCCAAGGCAAUGACCUUGGAACUCUGGAGGCACCUCUCCUAUGGGUCACACCCCCACCCCCAGCCACACGCUACAGCCCUUUUUAACUUUAAUUUUAGUUUUUGUAUCUUAUUUAACUUUUGUAAUUUAUUUCCAUUGUUGAAUUGUGUGAUGUAAUAAAUAUUUCUGCUGACAUCUCACAACAUCCUCUCCCACCUCCCCACGACCCUCCCUUUUCUGUUCUCACACUCAAUAUGUGGAUCAGUCAGCAGGAUUGGCACUGUCUUGUAGCUGUUGUACCAUAUAUAUCAAACAACAAAUGUUACGGAGUGGUUUGCCCAGCACGGCUCUUCAAAAUAUUGAAGGUCCUUAUAUAAAAGGUAAACCAGCA
Lynx canadensis (Canada lynx) is the source of this 1041-nucleotide messenger RNA. Its product is annotated as C-C motif chemokine 3-like. Lineage: Eukaryota; Metazoa; Chordata; Mammalia; Carnivora; Felidae. Gene Ontology annotation, biological process: cellular response to tumor necrosis factor; inflammatory response; cellular response to interleukin-1. The record is from RefSeq and is a predicted model, not a curated record. Gene Ontology annotation, cellular component: extracellular region. Gene Ontology annotation, molecular function: chemokine activity; CCR chemokine receptor binding.